AUGAUUAGUCUAAUACAAAGAAAUAACGAGCAAUAUAUCCAGACGAUUAUUGUUGAACAGAUAGCUAGCUACACUAAAAAGACGAAUAUGAUGAUUACAAAGACUAUAUACAGGGGUUCCAGAUCCCCAGCCGCAUCCAGAAUAUUCACUAAUGCUACAACAGUGAGUAACGUUACAUUGAGUCGUUCUCUAUACAAUUCCAGUGGUGACUCAAAAUCCACGAUUAAGCAGACCUUGGAAGAUGUGAAUAAAAAAGUCGGACAGGCUGCUGCAGAAGGUCUUGAAAAGACAGAAGAAGCAUCUCACAAAGUUGGAGAGAAUAUCCAACAGGCUGAAGAGAAGGUGAAGAAUAUCUUCUCAAAAACUAGUGCUGACGCCAAAGAAAAGGCCGAACAAGGUAAGGAACACUUAGAGGCCAAGGGCAGAGAGUCUGUUGCUAGAGGCAAAGAAAAGCUAGAUGAAUUCGAGAAAAAGCAUUAA
Kluyveromyces marxianus DMKU3-1042 is the source of this 480-nucleotide messenger RNA. RefSeq lists its product as uncharacterized. NCBI's taxonomy places the organism in Eukaryota, Fungi, Ascomycota, Saccharomycetes, Saccharomycetales, Saccharomycetaceae. The transcript has a single exon. The record is from RefSeq and is a predicted model, not a curated record. Bases 1 to 480 code for a protein of 159 amino acids.